This is a messenger RNA of Clavispora lusitaniae ATCC 42720, 1686 nucleotides long. RefSeq lists its product as uncharacterized. The record is from RefSeq and is a predicted model, not a curated record. NCBI's taxonomy places the organism in Eukaryota, Fungi, Ascomycota, Pichiomycetes, Serinales, Metschnikowiaceae.
AUGGACACCCAGCUUGAUUGGUUAAGCUCUGUGCGCCCGCAAGCCCAAUCUGGCCCGCAGGCGGGUCUAGCGCCGCCGCCAGUGUCGUUCGGCUCGGCUUCUAACACAGACUUGCAGAAAGUUCCGGAUUCGUACCAUUAUCUGUUUCCGAAUGCGCUGGCAGACAACAUCAGCCGAUCCAAUGGCAACAUUGACAGCAAUGCUGACGGAGAAAGCGUGCCGCUUUCGCUUACAGCUCAAGAUCUAACCCUUGAAGAAUCAAAAACAUACAUGCGGUGGUACCUGGAUAUUUUGGCCCGCACCAACCUGCGAACUAUCACUAUGAACGACGUGUACCAUUUCUUGAGCAACUUUCGCUUGCCUGCGGAAACGAAGGAAAAAAUCAACCGAAUUUUUAGCAAAAUCUUGGCGCUGAUCAAUAUCGGCGAGUUUUUCGCCUUGCUCCGUGUAGUGUCGCAUACACUCGAAGGCAAAGAGCCGACCCGUCUGCUUAUUCAACAGAAGGCACCUGUCCCCGUUCCGCCGUCUAUAUUGUCUAAGAAACGGCAAAACGAUGAACCCGAUGAACCUAAGCAGUCUGAAGAACCUACGCAGCCAACACAACCACUCGAUUUGGACCUGUUUACCCAGUUUAUGCUCACGGGAGAAAGACCCGAUGAACUGAACAAAAAACGCCUGAAGAAAAUGAAGAGCGUCAAGUUUUCGGAUCAGCUUGUCUCUGAUGUUCACGAUGUCCAUGACGAGCCCAUGUCUGACUCUUUGGACUACCUGCUUCCGAUGGACCAGCUCUUGGAACGCCUCAGCACAUCAAACAAAAGCUCCAACGGCAAUACCAAUACCAAUACCGCCAACAAUUACAGCAAUAAUCCCAACAACAACAGCAACAAUAACAGCAACAAUAACAAUAACCCCCUUCGUGGCGUGGCUUCGCCCGACCCAGAAGAGAGACAGAUUCUCAUGGAUAUGGCUUCAGAAAUCAAUCACUUCCGCAACCUUCAUUCUGUCGAUACCAUGCUGGUGGGAGGAGUUCCUGCCAAUAUUCAUCUUCAUGGCUCUUUUAGUCUGCCACGGCCGCUGCUGCCGCUUCAACCAAACAUGACUGGCCCGGCCCAGAUAGCACAAAUGGGUCGUCUCUCGCCUCUUCGGCCGAAUAUGACUGGGCCAGCAGACAUGGCCCGCUUAUUUGCGCCACCUCCCGACAAUAGAGAUAUUAUAACAACAGGGGAAACCUCGGAAACGCUUCGAAAUACAGAUGCUAAUGCUCGCAUAGGAAUCCCAGAAAGGCAAGAGAAACCUCGCCCACCUGUGCCUAAUCGCCGGGCACGCUCAUUCUCACUGCCUAACCCGAUCCCUCUGAACACAAGCACGCCAGAUCCACCACCUCGCGCGUUUGCUGAUGUUGUUGGCCUCAACCCAACUCUUGCCAUUGGUCGUUCUGCUUCAGUGUCACCAGCACCACCGCUUCCUCCAAAAGUCCUGAUUCGGGCACCACCACCCCCACCCUCUCGUCGUCGUGGUAGCUCGUUGGCGUCACCACCUCCUCAAGCUCCUAGUAUAGACCUGGUGAUGCGUGCUCCAGUAUAUGAACACAGCGAUGCUAGUUCAAGCACGUCUAACAUCUUAGAUGACCUUAAAGCACUUCAAGAAGAAGUAGACAAAAUACGCGAUAUGACUGGCGGAUUUUAA